AUGGGAGGAAGGAAGGAGCCCGGCCCGGCUGCAGCCGCCCGCAGCAGGCGCUGGAUCGCGGCUGGAAGCGGGCGGGGCGCGUGCCGGCCCCGGGACCCUCCCGACGCCGCCGCUCCCUCAGCGCCGCCCGCGGCGCCGGCCCGUGGGGCGCCCCCUGGCGGACACGGAGCGGCGGCGCGAGCGCAGCGCCCCCUGGCGGGCAGCAGCGCGCUCCCGUGCGGGCCCGGCCCCGCAGCGCCCCGGGGAUGCGGAGCCCCCCCGGCCCGGAACGCCGAGGUCACCGCACCGCCCUGGGCAGAGCAGCGCCCUCCGCCCCCUGCCCCCUGCCCGAGCCCCCGGGAGCUCGCGCUCCCGCGGAACGAGCGGCGCUGGAUCGCCGCGGGCGGGAGGAGCCGCUCCGGGGCGGGCGCUGGGGCCGAGUCCGGACUGCGCCCGGUGCGGGACCGGGACCCCGCCGGGGCUCGGUCCUGCUCCAGCCGCUCAUCCGACACCUGCCGGGGGAUUCCGGGUUGGAAAGAGCCACGAGGAGCAGCACGUCAAACCGUGACUAAUUUUGAAAUUUUAAAGAAAAUUAUGAUCUCACAGGGACUCACAGAAGUUCUCCCAACACCAUUUGCUGAUGCUCUGUCUGCCAGGGCACCAACAGGAAGUUCUGGGUCAGUUCUUGUUCCAUGUUGGCCAGUGACCUCAAGAGAAAAAGGUACAAUUCGAUGUCAGCGUGGGCGUCCCACUUCAAGGCUUCCUUUUGCAACGCCAACAAAACCCUCUGGGUGUCCGUGUCCAUCCUGGUCCUGCUGGCUGCUCUCACGAGCUUCCUGACGGGGCUGUCCCUGCAGAGGCCAGCAGAUGCAGCCCCUGUGGGCACUGGGGACUCCUGGAGGUCGCUGCAGCAGCUGCUGUGGCCCUACACAGGACUGCACCACCACGGCCCUCCCCCGGUAUAACCCCGGCUCUCCUGCCAGGGCUGCGCUGCCACGCCCUGCAGGACAGGGGCUGAAGCUGGCGUAAAGGUUACUUGUCUGGAUUUGUUUUGUUGGGGUGUGGGUAUUUUUGGGGGGGAAAUGAAGUUUUUUUUCUUUAAAGCAUGACUUGAAAUGAAAAAAAAAAAGAAAAAAAUCCUUUUCCCAUUCUGCCAAAAGUCAUCUUUAAAAGUAGCUAAAAGGGUCUCAGUUCUACUGAGGUUUACAAUAGAAUAGCAAUUUUGAACGUAGCUAACAGUAAACAUGUCUAGGUGGUCUAGCCACAAUUGAAUAAAGAAUGUAUUUUGCUUGAACAAAGAUAAAAUGUUUGCAUUUUAGAACCUGUUUUAAUGUUUUGAAUAGAAAAGGAUUUAAGACUUGAAAUGUAACUUUAUUAAAAGCUUUUGAUAAUAAAGUUUUGAAGGAAAGCA
Motacilla alba alba is the source of this 1390-nucleotide messenger RNA. Its product is annotated as atherin-like. The record is from RefSeq and is a predicted model, not a curated record. NCBI's taxonomy places the organism in Eukaryota, Metazoa, Chordata, Aves, Passeriformes, Motacillidae. The transcript is spliced from 5 exons. The coding region runs from base 1 to 819 and encodes 272 amino acids.